Messenger RNA from Nannospalax galili (Upper Galilee mountains blind mole rat), 871 nucleotides. RefSeq names its product TAL bHLH transcription factor 2 (gene Tal2). The transcript has 3 exons. Gene Ontology annotation, molecular function: RNA polymerase II cis-regulatory region sequence-specific DNA binding; protein dimerization activity; DNA-binding transcription factor activity, RNA polymerase II-specific. Lineage: Eukaryota; Metazoa; Chordata; Mammalia; Rodentia; Spalacidae. The coding region runs from base 129 to 470 and encodes 113 amino acids. The record is from RefSeq and is a predicted model, not a curated record. Gene Ontology annotation, biological process: regulation of transcription by RNA polymerase II.
CGCCCGUCAGAACGGUCACGGUGACAGCGCGGGUUCCCAGCUCCUGGUAUCAAAGGCCCUUUAUCACCCUGAUCACUCACCGUCCAACUAUGGCCCAGGCUUUUGCAGACUGAAGCCCAAUCCUGCAGAUGAGGAACUUGGACAUGACCAGGAAGAUCUUCACAAACACUAGGGAACGCUGGAGGCAGCAGAAUGUCAACAGCGCCUUUGCCAAGCUAAGGAAGCUGAUCCCCACUCACCCUCCAGACAAGAAGCUGAGCAAAAACGAAACACUUCGCCUAGCAAUGAGGUAUAUCAACUUCUUGGUCAAGGUCUUGGGAGAACAAAGCCCACAGCAAACAGGAGUAGCUGCUCAGGGAAACAUUUUGGAACUCUUUCCCCAAGGACCCCACCUGCCAGUCCUGGAGGACAGACCUCUAUUUGAUGACUGCAGGGUUUCUUCACCAAGCCCAAGCCAUGGGGUUCCGUAGUGACUACCAGGCCCCCAGGCAGAACUAGUUCAGAAGUCAUGGACUGAGGACCGCCAUUUCACCUCCAGAGUCAACAUGAUGAAUGCUUGGGAGGUAUGACAGGAAGUCACUCAGGGACAGCAGCUGGGAGCUAAAAUGGAAGAGCAAGCUCGUUGCUCUGGCACCAUCACCACGGAACUUCAGGCAGAACAGCUUGCUUCUGUUUAUUUUAUAAAUCUGCACAAGAUAUUUGCAAAAAAACACACAUAGGUUUAAAACCACUGUUUCACUCAAUGUCCAGUAAUAAGAAAGGGCUUUUUAAAAAAUAAUGAAUCUCAGAUGUAUGAGAGAAAAAUGUGUUGCCCUCUGAACAUAUUUAAAAGUUUGAUUUGUAGGCUGGGCGUGGUGGCGCAUGCCUUUAA